AUGCAGUCUUCUUUAUUCAAGUCGCUCAUUAUCUGCCUCGCCAUAUCCCUGCAGGUUCAAGCGACCUUUGUGGUGCGUUGUGGCAGCCGCCUCUACGACCAGCGCUCCGACCCAAUCGUCCAGCCGGGCCAAGUCUCUCAGCAUGUCCACGUACUGUGCGGUGGAAAUGGCUUCAACUUCACCAUGGAUUUCCAAGACGCGCGCAACUCGGUUUGCAGCACCUGCAACAUCAAGCAAGACAUGUCCGCCUACUGGACCCCCAAGAUGUAUUUCCGCACUGAGGACGGAAACUUUCGACAUGUUCCGAUCAUCGGGGACGACGGCAAGGGAAAUACAGGAGGAAUGGCCAUCUACUACCUCCACCGUCCGGGCCCCGACAAUGAUCCAAUCCAUCCAUUUCCUCAGGGAUUCAGGAUGGUUGCCGGCGACAUGUACAGGCGCACACCGGGAACAAACUUCAGCAGCCAGGCAAUAAGCUCUCUCUGCCUCGGCGGAGGUCCCAGCGGUGCAGAUGUCGAAUUCCCGGGAUUUCCAAAUAUAACGUGCCCGUAUGGAGUGCGCAUGCAGGUCACCUUCCCCGGUUGCUGGAACGGCGUAGACGUUGAUGCCCCGGACCACAUCUCGCACAUCGCAUAUCCGAUUGAUGGAGCCUUUGAUGGCGGAAGGUGCCCAAGCACCCAUCCCAAGCAUAUCAUGACGCUCUUCUUCGAGGUCACUUACAAUACCCAAGCUUUCACCUGGUGGGACAACAGCACUCAGCCUUUCGUUCUCUCAACCGGCGAUCCAACGGGCUACGGCAUGCACGGAGACUUCCUCAACGGAUGGGAUGGCGACACACUGCAGAAAGCCAUCAGCGACUGCACCGACGACAGGCCCGACUGCCCCGACAAGACCUUCACCUACUGGACGCCGGCCGAGCAACAACGCUGCAAGCUACCCCUCUCGGUCAACGAGGCGGUCCAAGGCAUGCUGCCGUCCCUCCCCGGCUGCAACCCUGUGACCUACGACACGCCAGUAGCGGCAAUCAAGCGCAAGCGCAACUGCGCAAACACCGCAGCCGCCGCUAUGAACCCAAGCAAAGAACGCCCACUGCCGCCGAUCAACGGGUGGGAUUACCUAGGCUGCGGCAACGACCAGCCGGAGCAGGGCCGCACGUUCCCCGACGAAUGGUGGGUGGACGACAGCGGGAUGACGCAUGGCAGAUGCGUCGACCACUGCGAUAGCCUGGGUUACACGUAUGCGGGGAUAGAGUACGCGAACGAGUGCUACUGCGGGGGUAGCCUCGCCUCUGACCGCAUGCCGUGGGAGGGCGUCUGGGGAAACUGCAUCCUGCCUUGUCCUGGAGACGAAACGAUGGAGUGCGGUGGAUACAACGCGAUCACCAUCUACAAGAAGGCUGCUGCGGUAAAAACGUCCCCAACGAGGCCAAGCGCGCGUCGGUUCGCCGAGCGGUUUUCGGAGCAUCUAGGCGUGGGCUUGGAGUGA
This is a messenger RNA of Lasiodiplodia theobromae, 1485 nucleotides long. Its product is annotated as Carbohydrate-binding WSC domain-containing protein. The transcript has 3 exons. Bases 1 to 1485 code for a protein of 494 amino acids. The record is from RefSeq and is a predicted model, not a curated record. NCBI's taxonomy places the organism in Eukaryota, Fungi, Ascomycota, Dothideomycetes, Botryosphaeriales, Botryosphaeriaceae.